Messenger RNA from Ziziphus jujuba (common jujube), 2530 nucleotides. RefSeq lists its product as uncharacterized. The coding region runs from base 129 to 2246 and encodes 705 amino acids. The record is from RefSeq and is a predicted model, not a curated record. Gene Ontology annotation, molecular function: protein binding. The transcript is spliced from 6 exons. Lineage: Eukaryota; Viridiplantae; Streptophyta; Magnoliopsida; Rosales; Rhamnaceae.
AUUAUUUUAUUGGAAAAAAAUUCCGUUGCUGUAAACCACUAGUUCAAGGAGGAAAAUAUAUAUACAUAUAUAUAUGAAAAUAUUUACAUAAACGUCCGAGUGCAUUAUCUUUGUAUAUCUUUGUGGAAAUGGCUAAGAACAUUGAUCAUGAACUUUACAAGAAUUUCAAAGAUAUGUAUGAAGGAUUAAUGAAGGGCGACAUGGAGAAAGUGCUCAAACAAUAUGAUAAGUUACCGGUUCCUUUACCGGAUUACUUAACUGUAUUUGGUGACACACUUCUUCACAUCGCCAUUUUCAUGGACCGUGAAGACAUUGCAAGAGAAAUCCUCAAAAGGUAUGUCAACGAUCAUCUCUAUGAUCUAAUUCACCAGAAGAACAACCUCGGAAACACGGUUCUUCACGAGGUGGCUACCACGAAUAUGGUGACCCUCGCCAGGGACUUAUUGGAUUAUGCGCCGAAGCUGCUGUCUUCCAGAAACAACUUCGGCGAAACGCCUCUCUUUAAAGCUGCAUACAAUGGCCAACAUGAUAUGUUCGAUAUCCUGUCUCUUGCGGUGGAUCUCACAGACAAAGACAAUCUCGAUCAACACCUCACUAGCAAAGACAGGACUAAUAUUCUUCAUUUGACAAUUCUUGCUGAGUUUUUUGAUCUUGCCUUCAUAAUAGCAAACAAAUAUCCACGUUUAGUUGAUAAAAGAAAUGAUGCUGGGAAAAUAGGCCUUCAGCUCUUAUCAAACAACCCUUCUGCCUUCCUCAGCUCAAGGAAUUAUGGAUUAGUGAAGAGAUUGAUUUUUAAAUAUUGUGUUCCAACGUCCAUUGAGCACGAGAAGAAACGGCAUAAAUUAGAUGAUCUUAAACAUCCUUAUGAACUCAACCCAUUUGAUGAUGAGGAUCAGGAUAAUAAUAUUCACAAACCUAAGGUUCCCAAGAUGCCUCGAACAUAUACUCGUUGCAUGUCCAUGGUUGCCUCAGUUUUAACACAGAUAAAUAGAUCAAUAUGGACAUUUCUACGAGGAUGGCCAACUAUGGAAAGAAUCUAUAAUGAACAUAGAAAGCAUGAAUCGGCUAUUAUACUAGCCAAGUUGCUAAUAAAAAAAGAUACUACGUGGGAGAUUACUCGUUCCGAUGAAGAAGGGGGCGACAUCUCCCUUGGUUCCGAAGGGAAAAGGAGCAAAGGAGAAAUGGCGAAAGAAACAAAACCUCCUAUAUUCGAGCUUUUACCAAGUCAUCCUACCGCACUACUUACCGCGACAAGCAAUGGAAUAGUAGAAAUUGUCAAGGAAAUAUUAAGAGUAUAUCCUCAAGCGGUGGAGCAUGUAAGCGAUGCGGGGCAGAACAUAUUGCAUGUAGCCGUCAAACACCGUCAAUUGGAGAUCUUUAAUCACAUAAGAAAGAUGGAAUUGCCAAUGUCUAGGUUGGUUCGAAGGAUCGACGACAAUGGCUACACAAUCUUGCACCAUGUUGGAGUCAUGAAGUUUUACAGAGGAGGGACCCUCCCUGGUCCUGCACUCCAAUUGCAAGAGGAGUUGCAUUGGUUCGAGCGUGUGAAGCAUAUUGUACCGCCUCAUUAUGAAAAGCACCGUAGCCACAUCAAAAAGGAAUUAUUAUCCAAAAAAAAGGAGACCAGCAAUGAGGAUGAAGGUUACAUACGGGACACUGCCUAUGAGUUGUUCGGCAGAACCCAUAAAGACCUUCACAAGGAUGCAAGGGAGUGGCUAAAGAACACAGCCAAAUCAUGCUCCACCGUCGCCGUUCUUAUCGCCACCGUUGCCUUUGCCGCCGCUUACACCGUUCCAGGGGGUUCGGAUUCCAAGACAGGGGCUCCAAUCCUGCUGCACGACCCUUUCUUCUUGGUGUUUACAGUAAUGGACGUGCUCUCCCUCGCCACCUCCUUGACUUCUGUGGUGAUGUUCCUUUCUAUUCUCACUUCCCCCUUGGAGCUCGAAGAUUUCAAAGAGUCACUCCCUCGGAAACUCACGUUUGGCUUCACCUUCCUCUUCAUCUCCGUGGCCAUGACCAUGCUUGCAUUUGCAGCUACCAUCGUGCUCAUUGUUCAUUUGAAGAAGCGUUGGGUUACAACUCUCGUUUAUUGUCUUGCAUUCCUUCCGGUCACUGUCUUUGCUCUCUUGCAAUACCCUCUCUACCUUGCUUUCAUGGAUACCAUGACUUACUCUUUGAACGUGAUCAAGCUUUCUCUACCGCCUCUUCCUUGGUCUUCCAAAAAGUCCGUUUACAAGUUGGAUUGAUGUUUUGCUCAUCAAUUAUUGAGCCUUUUAUAGGCAAUGCUUUUUAAUUUUGUCAAACAUUGAGCAUACGACAAUUUCUCUCUCUGUCUCUCUCUCUCUCUCUCUCUCUCUCUUGUGUAUGUGUGGAGGAAAAAAAAAAAAAAAAGAGUAAAGCUUGUAAAAAUAAUAAUAAUAAAGUAAAGCUUCAUGAGUUAAUGGUAACAUCUGAUAUUGAAAUUUAAAAAAUAAAAUAAUAAGAAUUGGUACCAGUGAUAUUGUGCACGCUGUGUGCUGCAAUGUAUAAG